Juglans microcarpa x Juglans regia is the source of this 2850-nucleotide messenger RNA. RefSeq names its product putative disease resistance RPP13-like protein 1. The record is from RefSeq and is a predicted model, not a curated record. NCBI's taxonomy places the organism in Eukaryota, Viridiplantae, Streptophyta, Magnoliopsida, Fagales, Juglandaceae. The transcript has a single exon. Gene Ontology annotation, biological process: defense response to other organism. The coding region runs from base 34 to 2850 and encodes 938 amino acids. Gene Ontology annotation, molecular function: ADP binding.
AACUUUCUCAGAAAUUCCAUCAGUCAAUGACCCAUGACCAGAGCAUGUGCCACUGACAUUCUCCUAUUUAAUUUUAUUACAGUAAGAAUUUUCUUGCAACCUGAGCUUGCUUUGCUGUUUGCAAAAAAAAAAAAAAAAAAAAAAAAAAACCUUCCUUCAUUUCCCUUGAUUUCUCUCAUUCCGAAGAAGAAAAACAUGGCUGAUCAGGUGGGCUUGGCAUUUCUCUCUGCUUCACUCAACGUGUUGUUUGACAGAAUGGCAUCUCGUGAGGUGCUUCACUUCAUGAUGGGAAGAAAACCAACCGAAGCGCUCUUAAGGAACUUGAAGAAUGCAAUCCAGUCUGUGAAGUUUGUGCUUGAAGACGCGGAGGAAAAGCAACUUACGGAUUCUUUUGUGAAAGACUGGGUUGAUGAGUUGAAGGAUGUUAUCUACGACGCGGAGGACAUCUUGGAUGAGAUUGCUACUGAAGCCUUGCAAAGAAAGCUGCAGGACGCUGAAUCUAGUACCACUGCACUAGAUAAGGUACGAGACCGCUUCUCUCGUACUUUCCUUGAUACUUUUGUCAAUGAAGUAGAGACAAAAAUAGAAGAGGUACUUGAUAGACUAGACGAUCUAGUAAAAGCAAAGGAUUUUAUGGGUCUACAAGUAGGAGUUGGGGAAAAACAAUAUCCAGAAAGGCUGUCCACUAAUUCUUGCGUCUUAGAGUCCGACACUUUCGGUAGGGAUGAGGACAAGGAAGAAGUAAUUGACAUAUUGCUCUCGUCUGAUGUGAGAGGAAAUGAAAUGUGCGUGAUUGCCAUCGUUGGCAUGGGGGGAAUCGGCAAGACUACCCUUGCUCAACUGGCAUACAAUGACAGUCGGGUGGAACAACAUUUCAACCUUAAAAUAUGGUUUUGUGUUUCAGAAGAAUUUGCUAUGCCCAUGGUAGAGAAAUCUAUUAUAGAGGCAGCAACUUCGUCACCUUGUCCUGAAUUUAAGAAUCCAGAGCAGCUUCGAGUUAUACUAAAGAAGAGUUUGACGGGGAAGAAAUUUCUCCUUGUUUUGGAUGAUGUUUGGAGUGAGAAACCCAUUCAUCGGGAGUUCCUAGGCCAGCUCUUGCGAUAUGGGGCUCGAGGAAGUACGAUCCUUGUCACCACAAGGAAUGAUAGCGUUUCAUUGGCCAUGCACGCUAUUGCAACUCAUCAUCUAAAGCUAUUACCAAAGGAUGAUUGUUGGUCCCUUUUUGAAAAGCAUGCAUUUCGUAAUGGUAGCUCCAACGCAGAUCCAAAGAUAAAAAAAAUAGGUACUCAAAUUGUGGAAAAGUGCAAAGGUCUACCUUUAGCAAUCAAAGCCAUUGGCGAUCUCUUGUGGUCUGAAUCAAAUGUCGAGAGAUGGACGAAUAUAUUGAAAAGCAAUUUAUGGGAUCUUCCCAUGGAGGGGACAUACAUUCUUCCGGUUUUGAGGUUAAGUUAUAAGUAUCUCCCCUCAUAUUUAAAAAGAUGCUUUGCUUAUUGUUCGAUAUUUCCAAAAGGCCAUAUUUUUAAGAAAGAUCAAUUAGUUUUGUUAUGGAUGGCGGAAGGCUUCUUACAACAAUCCAAAAUACUAACUACGGAAGAAGUUGGCAAUCGUUGCUUCGAUGCUCUUGUAUCAAGAUCAUUAUUUCAACAAUUAAGUCAUGAAACUAAGUCAGGUUUUGUAAUGCAUGAUCUUGUCAACGACUUGGCAAAAUCCAUGGCUGGGCAAUUUGGCACUGAUAGUUUAAAAAAAAUUGUGAAGAUGACUCGCUAUGUAUCGUAUUUCGAUGAAAGUUUGGGUACGUUGCGGGAUAUUGAAGCUGAUCUUUUAAAGGCCAAACAAUUGCGCACUUUCCUUGCAUUACGUUUUCCAAGAGUAGAGUGUUGGGAAAACAAAAUGCCAAGGACAAUAUUGUGCUUAAGAGUUCUCUCCCUAGGCAGCAUAGGCUAUGGGAUUACUACGUUGCCUGAUUCAAUAGGCGAGAUGAAAUAUCUACGUUAUUUGGAUGUUUCUUCGGCAAAAUUUAACAGGUUGCCCGAUUCCAUAUGUAAUUUGUGCAAUUUGCAAACAUUGAAGUUAUCAUGUUGUAGGAAUUUGGAUAGAUUGCCAAGAGAUAUGUGGAAACUCAUUAAUUUACGUCAUCUUGAAAUUGAUGCAACUGACAAAUUAAAGGAGAUGCCGAUAAAAAUGGGUAGAUUAAAUUGUCUCCAGACGUUGACAAAAUUCGUCGUCAGCGACAGCAAACAUGACAAUGCCAUUGGGGCUAGCAUUGGAGAAUUGGGAAAACUAAAAAAUCUUCGAGGAAUUCUUUUAAUUCAAGAGCUCCAAAGUGUUAGAUCAGUCGAUGAAGCUUUGGAUGCAAGCUUGAAGGAUAAGGGUUACCUCGAGAAGUUGGUGUUAAAAUAUAAGCCUGAUCCACUUGGUAUUUCGGAAAGUCAAAGAGGUGUACUUGAAAAUCUGCAGCCGCAUGAAAACUUGAAAAGUCUCACCAUCGACUACUACAGCGGGGAAGGUUUUCCUGAUUGGAUAGGAAGGCUUACUUCAUUGUCUGAGUUGAAUUUAUUUAAUUGCAAAUAUUGUAGUGCCUUGCCACCCCUUGGGCAGCUACCUUUUCUUGAGAAACUCUGGAUUAGUGGGCUGCAUAGAGUUGUUAAUGUGGGUCCAGAGUUUUAUGGAAAUAGUAGUAAUUCUUCAAUGAAGCCAUUUGGAAGCUUGAAAUUUCUGCGGUUGGAGAAUAUGUUGAAUUUGGAAAACUGGUUUCAUUUGGGUGCUGAAAAUGAAGUUGAAACUUUUUCUCAACUUGAAGAUUUAUAUAUUAGAAACUGCCCCAAGCUGAGAGGAAGGUUGCCUGUAUAG